Venustampulla echinocandica is the source of this 1623-nucleotide messenger RNA. Its product is annotated as Cytochrome P450. The record is from RefSeq and is a predicted model, not a curated record. Gene Ontology annotation, molecular function: iron ion binding; monooxygenase activity; oxidoreductase activity, acting on paired donors, with incorporation or reduction of molecular oxygen. Lineage: Eukaryota; Fungi; Ascomycota; Leotiomycetes; Helotiales; Pleuroascaceae. Gene Ontology annotation, biological process: sterol metabolic process. The coding region runs from base 1 to 1623 and encodes 540 amino acids. The transcript is spliced from 5 exons.
AUGGCCGACAUAGCCAACAUGGCAGCCGCAUCCAACGUCAGCCUCCCCUCGCCCCUCGCCAAUGCGAAGCACGCCGACAUCUUGAGUAAUCCCCAGGUCAGCGGCGUCCUGAACCAGCUCUCCGAGCUCAACGGAUGGGUGGUGGCGGUCACGCUUCUCCUGGUCUUAGUCGCGUACGACCAAUUCAGUUACAUAUGGCAAAAAGGAUCGAUCGUGGGCCCCUCGUGGAAGGCGCCUUUCAUCGGCCCCUUUCUCCAGUCCGUGAACCCCAAGUUCGAAGAAUACAAGGGAAAAUGGGACAGCGGUGAGCUCAGUUGUGUCUCGGUCUUCCACAAGUUCGUCGUUAUUGCAUCUACUCGCGAUAUGUCGCGGAAAGUCUUCAACUCGCCCGCGUUCGUGAAGCCGUGCGUGGUGGAUGCUGCACAUAAGCUUCUGGGCGCAAAUAACUGGGUCUUCUUGGACGGCAAGGCGCACGUCGAUUUCCGCAAAGGUCUCAAUGGCCUGUUCACCCGCAAAGCACUCGGAACGUAUCUACCAGGCCAGGAGGAGGUCACCAAAGAGUACUUGGACCGGUUUCUGCAGGUUACCAAGGAUGCGGGCGGCAAACCAGUGCCAUUCAUGCCGGAAUUCCGAGAGCUAAUGUGCGCUGUGUCUUGCCGAACGUUUGUUGGCCAUUACACUUCCGACGAGGCUGUCAAGAAAAUCGCCGAUGACUACUACAAUAUUACCGCGGCUUUGGAGCUCGUCAACUUCCCCAUCAUUAUCCCAUUUACCAAGACGUGGUACGGCAAGAAAGCUGCUGAGUUGGUCUUGGAGGAGUUUGCAAGGUGUGCCGCGAAGAGCAAGGUCCGUAUGGCAGCUGGAGGUGAAAUCACUUGUAUUAUGGAUGGCUGGGUGAAGCAAAUGCUGGAUUCUGCCAAAUACCGCGAACAUCAAGCCAAGGGUCUCCCUAUGGAGGACAUCGAGAAACCGUCACAUCUGCUUCGCGACUUCACGGACUAUGAAAUCUCCCAAACCCUCUUCACCUUCCUAUUCGCCUCUCAAGAUGCUACCAGCAGUGCCUGCACCUGGUUGUUCCAAACGAUGGCCCAGCGACCCGAUGUUCUCGACAGGAUUCGUGAGGAGAAUUUGCGCGUGAGAGACGGUGACAGGACGAGGCCAAUAAGCAUGGACAUGCUCGAUCAAAUGGUUUAUACUCGCGCCGCGGUGAGAGAGCUACUUAGAUAUCGUCCUCCAGUCAUCAUGGUCCCCUACAUGGCCAAGAAGCCCUUCCCAAUCACCGACACCUACACCGUUCCUAAAGGCGCCAUGGUCAUUCCAUCAGUAUACCCCGCUCUUCGUGAUCCUGAUGUGUACGAAAAUCCUGACCACUACGAUCCUGAACGUUACUACACUGGUGAUGCCGAGGUUAAGGGCGCCAAGAACUUCCUCGUCUUCGGAACCGGAGCGCAUUAUUGCCUUGGCCAGAUUUACGCGCAAAACAAUCUGGCUCUUUUGAUCGGAAAAGCGUCGAUGCACCUGGAUUGGGUUCACCACGCCACACCCCUAUCGGAGGAGAUCAAGGUGUUCGCAACUAUUUUCCCAAUGGACGAUUGCCCGUUGACUUUCUCAAAGCGAGACUAA